UAUCCUAGCAGAAUCUAAAUUUCGUUUUGUUAAUUCAAAACAAAGUUCAGAUAUGUCAUUAUUCAGCGUUAAUAAAUGCUUGAAAGGCGCUUCCCAAUUAGUGGCUGUGAGGUAAUGGCGGUUGAUAUUAUCAGCUUCCCUUAUUGCAGAGUGAGUAGUGGUAAUAAAAAUUAAAAUACUGCAAAAACAAGGUAAGCUUGUCUGUUUUGUGGCUCAGAUAACGACCGUAAAUGAAAAUGAAAGUUUGCUGGUAAAACACAUUUAUAACUUUUUAGGAAAUGAAGUCUUAAACAGGUGUACAAUAUUAUCAGCGAUCUGCGACCAUUUUCUAGAUUAACUUAAAGCCAAUAUCUGCGUCGAAUGAAAAAGGAUAAAAAAUUUACAGGGCUUCCAUAAAAAAUAAGGAAUACUAAACUGUUGUGAAAUUUUUGUUAAGUUUUUCACAAGAUUUUAAUUGCAAUAUUCAAAAUCUCAAAGUGAUUUUGUUGGUUUAGUUUAGCUGAUAAGUGAUCAUGGGUGAGCGAAAUGUUUUUUUUGAUAAGAUAGAUGGGUAUUAACUCCUAUGAGAAGGUGUUCUAUACAGUGCGCUGCACAAUAUUCUGGUGGCCAAACAGAAAGGGGAGUCAUGAGAAGAAUUUGCCAGCUCUCCGUCGUGUUUUCGGUUUUGACUAAAAUUGAGUCAGCCUGCAGGAAGCAAGAAGGUGUCGGUUGUCAGUGUUCGCGUGAUCCGAUUUACAACGGGAUCGAGGCUAAGUGCAGUGAUGUGUCGAAUGAUAGCUGGACUCAGUUUGUUUACGACGCAAGGGAUGUCACAACACUAAAUAUCAGCGACAAUCGUCACAUAUCCGUUUCUACGAGAGCCUUAGCAAACUUCACCCGAUUGCUUGUCUUAGACACAAGCGGUAACGCAAACUGGGUCACGCAAGAGCAUCUGUCCCAAAUGCGCAUGCUACGAGUGCUGAUCGGCACACCGCUGGACAGUCCGCAGUGUCUGCAGUGCAUCUUACUGAGAAACACAUCUUCAUUCCUCAACGACAGUUGGUGGGCAUCCUCAACAAUGAAAAAAAACUUAGAUCACACAACGCUACCAAUAGUGCAAUACAAUGGUUGCUAUGGCUACAUGUUCCACAUUCCUCUAAAUGCCAUUCGAGGAUUUGCAAGACAGCGUUUCGAUCUGAGGUGCAUCGGACAACUAAAAAACCCUCACAAGCAGCGCAUUGAUUCGGAGAUGACAUGCGCAUCCCACGGUGGGAGGAUAACGCUGACUAGGUUGAACCGCUGCUGGGACAAGACAAACAAGAUCAAUUUUGCCAUGUACCCAUUCUCAGCAGCUUCCUUGUUACUUAACGGCAUGAUCAUUGCUGUGACUGCCACGACGUCGAGUCUUAGGUCUAAUGCGAUGAUGUUCCUGAUGGGGAACAUGGCAUUCGGUGAUUUCUGCUUCACUCUUUCUCUUCUUCUGAUGACCAUAGCUCAAUCUAUUCCACGGAAGGUGUCGGUUGUCAGUGUUCGCGUGAUCCGAUUUACAACGGGAUCGAGGCUAAGUGCAGUAAUGUGUCGGAUGAUAGCUGGACUCAGUUUGUUUACGACGCAAGGGAUGUCACAGCACUGUAAGUAGUAUCUAUAUGGCCAUCCCUAGCAAGUCAGUAUGAAUAGAGUAAAAAAAUAGGAUUUGCUGAGGAGUGUUAAUAACGGUGCUUACAUCUCCCUAUAAAAUGUCAGCUACGCGGACGUAACCUUUUAACAAACGUUGAAAUCCUCCUGGUAUCCAUCCUUCCUUUAAGUCACUUUAAGUCUAUUACUUUUUAUAUUCUCUUUUUUAUUCCUCAUCUUAUCAUAGAUAUAUUUAGCUUUAGUGUGAUUUGCAGCAGGAUACUUUUUUGUUUCUAAUGGAUAUUUUUCUUGUUACUGAUACAAAUAUACUUUUCAGAAAUAUCAGCAACAAUCUUCAGCUACCACCUUCUACAGCAUCUACAGCUACAACCUUCACACGAUUGCUUGUCUUAGACACAAGCGGUAAGGCAAACUGGGUCACGCAAGAGCAUCUGUUCCAAAUGCGCAUGUUACGAGUGCUGAUCGGCACACCGCAGUCAGUCCGCAAUGUCUGCAGUGUGUCUUACUGAGGAACACAUGUGGUCAUCCUCAACGAUGACAAGAAACUUAAAUCACACAACGCUACCAAUAGUGCAAUACAAUGGUUGCUAUGGCUACAUGUUCCACAUUCCUCUAAAUGCCAAUCGAAGAUUUGCAAGACAUCGUUUCGAUCUGAGGUGCAUCGGACAACUAAAAAACCCUCACAAGCAGCGCAUUGAUUCGGAGAUGACAUGCGCAUCGCACGUUGGGAGGAUAACGCUGACCAGGUUGAACCGCUGCUGCGACAAGUCGAACAAGAUCAAUUCUGCCAUGUACCCAUUCUCAGCAGCUUCCUUGGUACUUAACGGCAUUGUCAUUGCUGUGGCUGCCACGACGUCGAGUCUAAGGUCUAAUGCGAUUAUGUUCCUCAUGGAACAUGGCAUUCGGUGGUUUCUGCUUUACUCUUUCUCUUCUUGUGUUGACUACAGCUCAAACAAGGUUGUCUUUUUACGAGUAUGAGAAACUGAAGAGAAACUGCAGAGAAACUGAAGAGAAACUGAAGAGAAACUGAAGAGAAACUGAAGAGAAACUGAAGAGAAACUGAAGAGAAACUGAAGAGGAAACUGAAGAGAAACUGAAGAGAACCUGGUUUUGCAGCGCUCUUGGAUUUUCUUUCUUGUUCUCGUUUUUGUCGUCGGUGGGAGCCUCUACGCUGCUCACAGUUUAAAGAUAUCUUGCUGUAGUCUUUGCGAUGAAACCCGAUGAAAUCCAAGUUUACAUACCAAACUUGCCCGACAGCUCAUCAUCAUAGUGCAUUUCUUCGUGUUCAUCCUCAAUAUUCUGCCAUAUACGUUUUUCAAGGAGAAUUAUUUCUUUAAUAACUAUUGUCUACCGAAGAGACCACCGUCAGCAAGCAAACAAUUACUGGACAUGUGAGCGGCAUUGUGGCUUGCGUACUUAUCUUUUAUUCUUAUUUUACCGAUAUACUUUCAUAUCUAAUUCAGGUUGCGCAAAUCAAGCCAACAAGCUGGUGUACAGAACACAGUGAACUAUAAGAUAAUUCGCAGAGUAUUUCUGAUUUCUCUCACUAACUUCACGUUUCUCUUGGUUCCUCUUAUUAUUCACAUCUUGGCUGAAGGGUCAAACAAGUUUGUUUUGGCGUCCCCGGUGCGUAAGAAGCAAUGGACAUAGCCGGAGACACAACUCACUUUUAUACGCAUUUAGAAAUGAUAAAUUUCUAAACGCCCUAAAUAAAAACCUGGGAGUAAAGGGUAA
Messenger RNA from Nematostella vectensis (starlet sea anemone), 3348 nucleotides. Its product is annotated as thyrotropin receptor. Gene Ontology annotation, biological process: G protein-coupled receptor signaling pathway. Gene Ontology annotation, molecular function: G protein-coupled receptor activity. The record is from RefSeq and is a predicted model, not a curated record. Bases 563 to 1618 code for a protein of 351 amino acids. The transcript has 4 exons. NCBI's taxonomy places the organism in Eukaryota, Metazoa, Cnidaria, Anthozoa, Actiniaria, Edwardsiidae. Gene Ontology annotation, cellular component: membrane.